Messenger RNA from Lactuca virosa, 1396 nucleotides. NCBI's taxonomy places the organism in Eukaryota, Viridiplantae, Streptophyta, Magnoliopsida, Asterales, Asteraceae. The record is from the annotation of a GenBank genome assembly.
CAAGAUCUAGGGCCAUUAAUAUCCAGUACUAAUGUUUUGUUAAUCGAUCUUUGAAAUUCAUUGCGUAUCAUAGAGACCCUGCUUUGAUUCAUAAAUCAUCGUCGUGUUCAUCGUCGGACUCAUAUGAAACUCUAUAUCACUCAUCGGUAGUACUGCAGUAGCUCGAGAUAAUUCAAGGGAGUUGUUCGGAGGCAGUAUGGAUCGUCACUCUCCUCAAAAACCACACUGGCUAGUUAAGAGCAAAAAUCAGAAAGAGGAAGAAGGUGAAGCGCAGGCUGUGAUAAUUGGUGGUAUGGUGUUAGACAUACACGCCAUUCCUUCUAUUCCUCCAAACCCUAGAACCACCGCUCCUGGCAAGGUGCGCUAUGCAGCGGGAGGUGUAGCAAGGAACAUUGCCGAAUGUGUAUCAAAGCUUGGAACAAAGCCUUUCAUGAUAAGCGCAUUAGGAUCGGACAUUGCAGGAAAUAUGCUGUUAGAGUACUGGAAAUCUACAGGAUUAUCAACAGAAGGUAUUCGAAUGGGCAAUGAGAUAGAGACUCCAGUUGUAUCCAUUGUUUUUGAUACUGAAGGAGAAUCUGCAGCUGCUGUUGCAAGUGUUGAAUCUCUUGAACAAUUUCUUACACCCAAAUGGAUUCAACAAUUUAAAUCAAAUAUAUCAUCUGCUCCUAUUGUCAUGGUUGAUGCAAACUUAAGUCCAGUAGCUCUUGAAGCAUCUUGUCAAUUGGCAGCGGAGGUGGGUACCCCAGUGUGGUUUGAGCCUGUAUCUGUAGCCAAGUCAAGAAGAAUUGUUUCAGUUGCCAAGUAUAUAACCUUCACUUCACCGAAUGAAGAGGAAUUAAUUGCCAUGGCAAAUGCCCUAUCUCCCAAACACACCUUCUCCCCAAUUCAAAAAGAAGCCUCUGGAAUAACCUCUCUAUUCCAACAACUAAAACCAGCAAUCUCAAUUUUGUUAGAAAAUGGCAUCAAAGUAGUCAUUCUAACCCUUGGAUCAAAAGGCGUAUUAUUAUGUUCCAAAAAACACUUCAAUUUCCUUCAUUCUAUUGGCCCAAAAAGAAACAACAAUAACAAAAGGUUGCAAGAAACUAUAAAUCGAGUCUGCCCGGUGGGCCGGUUUUCCGGCGGUGGUGGUGGUGGUGUGGUCCAUUUUCCGGCGGUGUCAUUGGCGGCAGUUGUGAGGUUGACCGGAGCUGGGGAUUGUUUGGUGGGUGGUGUGGUGGCGUCUGUUUGUGGUGGUUUGGAUUUAAUGCAAAGUGUUGCAGUUGGAAUUGCAGCUGCUAAAGCUACUGUUGAAGUGGAGACCAAUGUGCCUCUUCAAUUUGAUUUGGACCAUAUUGCAGAGGAUGCAAGAUCGGUGUACUUGGGUGCAAAGGUUGUUUUUUCUCAGUCUAUGUUGUAA